UCACGACACAAGGCGGCGACGGUAGCCUUUGAUGUUUGGAGUUUAGCUUUGCUGCUCAGGAGCGUCAUGAGUGACUUUGAGGAUGCUGCCUUUUAUUUUGAGUCUUUCACUUCUCCAAAACCAAAAAGAAAAAAACAGGCCAAGAAAGACAGAAAAGAGCCCAAACCUAAAAAGAGUGAGUCCAUAAAAGCACAAGAAGGUGUCCACUCCAAGCUCAGAGAGACGACGAAGGAGCUGAAGGAAAAGAAGAAAGAAAAGAGGAAGAACAAAAACAAAGAAAAGAGGAAAAUGAAGAAGAAGAAGAACAAAUUGGCUCCAGAAUUAGAGGAUUUUACUUUGACUCAGUUCAGCAGCACACAAGCUAAACGGUCAGAGAAGCUUGAAAUUCCCGGCAAAUCUAAAGACUCCAUGAAGGAGGGAAAAAGAAACAAGAUGGUGGCGUUUGACUCGUUACCCACCUACAUACGUGUCAAACGGCCUCAGUUUGCCUCCUCGACACCCAAAGAAACUGAAGAUGUGAGAAGAAACGAGAGCUGCUCGCAGGUCUCAUCGACGGGACAAACUCAGGACGAAGCUCAGGACGAUGUCCAGUGGACCAGCGAUGAUGUAAACAGCCAGGACCUCUUCAUCACCCAGAAGACAUUCAGAACGUCGCCCGCUAAAGCGUUCAGUGGUGUAGCCAGCGAUGAAUUUAUUACUGCCUCUCCACAGGUGUUCACACAGAAAAACAAGAGUCAGAAGACGGCUGAGGAGAUCAACAAGACUCUAGAAAUAACUCACAAAUGUCCUCAGGAAGGCGCGGUCCUUAAGCUGAAGCAGGAGAAGAUCUCCUCACAGACACACAAGCUUAAACCCAGCUUAGCCCAGCAGAAAAAAGCAGAAGCUCCCAAAUGGAUGAACCCGUUCUUGGAUGAACCCGUUGUCAUAAGCGAAACUCCAGAAGAACGUUCUUCUUCAGCCCUUCCACACGGCGAGCCAUCCCUUCCUCGUCCACGCAGCGCAAACAGCUCGACUCAGACAGAAAACUUCUUCACCUCCGAGCUCUCCUCCUACCUCCACUUCUGCCAGAAGAGCAGAGCGGCCGCAUGCGUGGAGGACCUGAAACCUUUAGAUCUGAGUCUGCCACAGAGGGUCAGAAAAGAUCUCCGUUUGUCCGUGAAGAUGUCUGUAAUCAAUGCCAAGCUGGACCUGGGUAAGCCGGUGCUACGAGGAGAAAUGAGCGACGACGGGAGCAAAGGUGUGUCUGAAAAGCUACGAGAGAAACCUGCAGAGGUGAAGAAAGAGCCCGAGACGACUCCAAGCCCCCAGUCGGAGUUUGACACCAAGUCUGCCGACACAACGGCCUCCAGCGAGGACGACCACCUCGCUCGAUCUGCCAAGAAAGACCUGAGCCAGGUCGGAGCGGUCCAGCUGAGACUAAACAAACCCUUCUUCUUCAAGACAAAAGGAGAAUGGCAGUCGCCUCGGCCGGAGUCUCCGCUGACCAAAUUUUCUCAGGGCAGAAACCCUAAAAGCAAAAAGUGUCACUAAGGAAGGACGUGAACGUACGAUGAAAGCUGUUCUUGUUUGUUUCGGAGCAUUUUGGGUCAAAGGCUUAAAAGUUCGAGCUUUUUUAAAACUUGUUUUGUUUUGCAUGAAAAGAUGAUAGUUUGUGUUUGAAGUACAGGCAUGUUUGCUGGAUUGUUCCUCCCUGA
This is a messenger RNA of Nothobranchius furzeri (turquoise killifish), 1694 nucleotides long. RefSeq names its product triadin. NCBI's taxonomy places the organism in Eukaryota, Metazoa, Chordata, Actinopteri, Cyprinodontiformes, Nothobranchiidae. The record is from RefSeq and is a predicted model, not a curated record.